Exophiala xenobiotica is the source of this 1947-nucleotide messenger RNA. RefSeq lists its product as uncharacterized. The transcript is spliced from 2 exons. The coding region runs from base 1 to 1947 and encodes 648 amino acids. NCBI's taxonomy places the organism in Eukaryota, Fungi, Ascomycota, Eurotiomycetes, Chaetothyriales, Herpotrichiellaceae. The record is from RefSeq and is a predicted model, not a curated record.
AUGUCGGACACUUGUAUCGUCUGCUUAGGAGACUUGAGCAGUGGCAAUGGUGAUGUCGCAGCACUUCCUACGACCCUUGCCAAGUCUCCCCGGCAUGAUGCUGCCUCCGCCACGAUUUCGCAGAAGUCCCACCCAGAACAAAUCAACAAAGCCACCAACACCACGGAAGAAGUGUCUGAUGAGUUGAUUGCUCAUCUUCGACCUUGCGGUCAUUAUCUGCACAAUGAAUGCCUGACACCCUGGGUGGAAAGGGCCAACAGCUGCCCGAUUUGCCGCGCAAGUUUCAACUUGGUCGAACUCAUGCAUACCAUAAACGGCGAUGUGAUCUCCUCAUAUCCUGUCGAAGACCGCACUCAGAUCGCUGAGCUAGAUCCUUCCGUAUUCUUUGAGUUCGUCGACGAGGAGGACGAGGAUCAAGCAUGCCAGGCCUGUGGUGAAGAUGAUAACGAAGAUGUGCUCAUGUAUUGUGAUGGUUGUCAAAAGCUUUGGCAUACAUAUUGCGUUGAUCUCCAAGAGGUGCCUUACGGACACUGGUUCUGUGACAACUGUCGAGCGCAGCGCGAGGUCGAUCCCCGCCAACAGCGCCUUCCGCGGUCUGGUCGCGUUGGUCGCAGACGUACUCGAGGCCAGCAGCGCAGACAACGUGGCUACGACUCUAGCUGGAACGAAGUAUGGCAGACUGUCUGGUCACGCAUCAACCUCGAUCUCGAUUUCCCGUAUGAGGAUGACGAGUCAUCGGCGUCAUAUUUGAGACGACAUCGCCAGCACAGCCAGGCAAACAGGCAGGCCCACGAUGCUUGGCGACGCCGCAUGCAAGUUGCUCAGCUUCAGGGGGCUGGAAGUCGUUUUAGGGAGAUGGAGCCAGCUCUUCCUAGUAGUCCUGGGGGAGAAUCCACCCCAAGGAUUCGAAGACUCGGAGCUUCACCACGUCCACCGGCCGAGAAUCCCGAAGAGCUUAUGGCAUGGCAUGCUUUUGAGCAAGCGCAGGCGUCACCCAGUGAGGCUGGGUCUUCGAAGAAGAGGAAAAGAAGAUCUCGGUCUGCUUCUCCAAAAGAGUCAGAAGAUAGCGCUGCUCCAGUCAUCAAGCGACGACGACCAAGCGCAUCGGCUCGCACCAUCUCUGAGCUUGGUGCGUCUUCGACCCGCAACCCUCGACCUCGAGAGUCUUCACGCCUGGCUAGUCCAAUACCUCGAAGACAGCCGAUUAUAGACCCAGCCGCACCCAGUUUCCUUCAGUCAUUGCUGCAAGAGGUCGAAGAGUCCGGCUCGAGUUCACACAACAUUCACCUCCACCGACCUUCGCCUCGUCCUGCAGCCUCUCCUCCCGCAGAGCAGAACUCACCGCAGCCUUCGUCCCCACUUCUGUCGCCAUCGCCCUCCAAUCACUCCUCACCUCGAGCAAUGUCGGCCACUCCGCCGCCUCAUACUGCCUUGAGGCCGAGCUCACCUACUGGUCUUACUUCACGCAUCGAGCCUGUCUUUCCCCCAACAGAAUAUUCUCCCUUACGGCCGAAUUCUCCAGAAUCGAAUCAUUCCAAGCCUGAACCACACGGUCAUCGACCCACAGCCGCCCUGAAGACAACCCCUUCCUCUUCUCUCACCCUAGUACAACCAAAACCCAGAAGCCGAGUACCGCGCAUCCUUGAAGCCGGCUCGACGUCGAAUGCUCAACCGCGAUCGACAGAUGCUUCUCCAACUCGAGCAGGUAUGUCCCUGUCUGCGAAAGAAGAUGUGCAGAAGCUAGUCGCGACUGCCCUCAAGCCACAUUACCAUGAUCAGAUCAUUACGAAAGAUGAGUACACCAUAAUCAACCGCGACGUUUCCCGGAUGCUGUACGAUAAGAUCGGUGACUUUGAGGCGUUAGACGUGGACGGAAAGGCCAAAUGGGAAAAGGUCGCCGGCGCCGAGGUACAAAAAGCCGUCAGUGCACUCAAAGCUCAAGGGUGA